Onthophagus taurus is the source of this 4702-nucleotide messenger RNA. The record is from RefSeq and is a predicted model, not a curated record. NCBI's taxonomy places the organism in Eukaryota, Metazoa, Arthropoda, Insecta, Coleoptera, Scarabaeidae.
CAGGUGUUUCACUUCGAAAAAGACGCCGUUUAACGUGUUUGGUUUUUUAUUUUUACCAUCAGUUCGUCGUAUUCCGACCCUCUGCAACAUCAAAAAUUUCAUUGUGUCCGUUGCGUCACUGGCACCUUUUGUGUUUGUUCAGUGAGUUUUGCGAGUUGUGUACGUGGAGAAGCAACGCGUUCACUUUAAGAAUAUAGCGUAGAAAAAAUCGUUGCAAUGUGAAAGGUGGUGAACUUUAAACCGAUCGUGUACAAGAAAAUGUUCGAUAGUUGUCAAUCAACGAAUGCCGGUCCGAAAUGUGCAGAAGUUGCGGAAAAGAUUGUACAAAUCUUCGGGUGGAGACACACCUAUAACGUGGAGAAAUUGCAAAGGAACGUUCCCGAUAGAGACACAACUAGAAUUUCUAUCACUCGCCCCACCAUUGAAUAUUUAAAAGCAGACGUAUCUUCUUCAAAGGGCCCGGACUCUUGGGUUUCCGUGCAUAAUCUCCAAUCGCAAGGUGGUGGAAUUUUGGAUCCAGACGAUCGUUUGAGUGAUGUUGUGGACGAUAGGGAACAAAUUUUAGCUAGCUUUGAAGAUGGAGAUGGGGCACAUCAUCACGGGGGUGGUGAUGGAGCCAGCGGAAGUAGUGUUGGAACUGGGAGUCCCGAUAUAUUCCACGAUGGGGAUCAUAAAUACCCUCCAUAUCCAAGAACUGAUAUAGAAGUAACUGGUGAACAAAUAGCUUCCGGAGGAAAUGGUGCUCUUCAAGUUCGGAGAGGUAGUGAACCGGCGUUAAAUCAACUUCCAGUUGGUCCACCUCCCUCUAGCGAUCACACCAAACGGUGGAGUGCGGCUCCGUUAAUUUUAGAACCUCCAAAUGUAAGUUAUAGUGGAGAAUGGGUUGAAGAUUCGCGGGAGGAUGAAGAGGAUCAAGGAUUCAAACGAGUUGCUAGGGAUGGAAGUAAUAGAUUAUCCAUGCAAUUUUUGGGAGAAGGAAUGGGAUAUAGAUGGGCUGAAGCUGCAGAAAGAGCUGCCUCAGCAAGAUCGCAUACUUCGCUGCCUAGAGAAACCAAAAGAAAAGAACCGUUAGGUCAAGCAAAUUCCACUAGUCCAGUUUUAAAUGCUGAUGAGAAGAGUGAAGUGAUUAUUAUAAGAAAUGAACUGGGACCUUUAGGAAUUCACGUAGUCCCUGAUUACGAUAAAUCGGGUAAAGAUCGCGGAUUACUCGUUCAAGGAAUCGAACCUGGUGGACGAAUAGAUAGAGAUGGAAGAUUAGCUGUUUAUGACCGGAUUAUUGAAAUUAACGGCCAAAAUUUAUUGAAUAUGCCAUUUCAAAGGGUGCAAGAAUUAUUUAAGUUAUCUCUGACCUCAACAGAGUUGAGAUUAAGGGUGAUACGAAACAAUAAUUCCUCAGAAAACAUUCGAAAACCUCCUCCACCUGUUUACCCAAGGUUUCCAGAUGACAAAGAAAACGUGUUGGUUGAGUGCGAACAGAAACGUUACAUUCCAGAGACUACAAACACCAAAGUAGCAACUGUUUCGCCUACAAAGAAGCUUCCUGCUGUUCAAAGAAAUUUAAAAUCUUUGCUUCAAGCAAACACUAGAAAAAUUGGUAGAAAAAUUGUAAUCGAUUUAAUUAAAGGUCCACAUGGAUUAGGUUUUAGUAUAACAACGCGAGAUAAUCCCGCUGGUGGGAAUUGUCCUAUUUAUAUAAAAAAUAUUAUUUCAAAGGGUGCAGCUAUUGAAGACGGUCGAUUAAAAAUCGGCGAUCGUUUAUUAGAAGCAAACGGCGUCGAAAUGACCGGAAAAAGUCAAGCGGAAGCUGUGGCAGUUUUAAGAAACGCACCAACAGGAAGUAAAGUAACAAUCGUAGUAUCAAGACAAGAAGACGUAACAGACAUGAAUUUACCCCGAAUUAUUGGUGUAGAUGAGUGUCCUGAGAAAGAAGAGGAGGUUGGUGAGGGAAGAAGGGAAAGUAACACGCCCCCUACAAUCCCUCCGUUGCCUCAGGGUCACAUACAAAAUCGCAACACCCCAGAGAAAUCGGGGGUUGCCAAAAUCAUAUCUCAAUUUCAAGAUAAUGUGAAUCCGCCAGAGAAAAUGGACGAAAGUUCGCAAUUUCCUUGGAAACACAAAGAAAUUUUAACUUUCAACAUUCCCGUUCAUGAUUCUGAAAAAGCUGGAUUAGGAAUAAGUGUGAAAGGAAAAACAAGCGGCUCCCAAGAUUUAGGUAUUUUUAUUAAAAGUGUCAUUAAUGGUGGAGCCGCGUCUAGGGAUAAAAGACUGAGGACAAACGAUCAAUUGCUUAACGUAAAUGGAGUUUCUUUGUUGCAACAAACUAACAGCGAUGCAAUGGAAACUUUACGAAAAGCGAUGUGUCAUACGGAAGGACCCGUUCCUGGUAAUAUUACUUUAACUAUAGCUAGAAGAGCUUCAUCACCUGGACCUAAUCGCAAUACAAAUCAUCCAUCAAGCGAAAAUUUACAAUCGCACGAAAGCGAUCCUUCAUUAACUGAUCAUUCUAAUGCGAGUUCAGGUUCGACUGGUACGGUUAUUUUUAAUCCUAAUAAAUCACCUCCAGGGAAACAACAUCAAAUUAUUCAACCGCUUAGUCCUUUGCAUACUUGGAACCCCGUUUUGGAGAGAUUAACUGGAAAUAAAAACCAACAACAACAACAACAACUUAGAAAUGAAAGUUAUUAUAGGGCAACACAUGAUACAUGGAAUGCAACUAUGUUUAAUGAUCAUCUUUCACCCAACAUUACAACUACUUCGCUUAGUUUACCGAAUUCUGAACCGAUUUUAAUUGAAGAUGAAUAUGGAACUAGGGUUUUACCUCAUCAAAUAUCAAGAACAAAAAUUACAUUACCCACUACAAGCACAACAACUAACAUUGAAAGCCGAAAUGAACAUGAACCUGAUGGAAAAGCUAGUUUAUCUGGAUCAACUUGCGAUAAAAGUACUGAAUCUUCAUCGCAAGUAGCUUGUACUGAUGCAACUUAUGCGAGUCAAUUAUCGUUAGAAAAUCCGGCUGGUUUUUCAAGAGACGCUUUUGGUAGGCAAAGCAUGUCAGAGAAAAGACACGCAACUUUAGAUGCUAAAAACACCGAUACUUAUCAAAGAAGUAAGAAGAUGCGGGAAGAAAGGGACAAAAAUAAAGGACAUGAAACAAAUUUAGUAAGAGUCGGAUCCGUGGAAUCUGUAAUAAGCGUCAACAGAUCACAUGAACACCCCGAAUACGCUGAUAAAUUGGGACAAUUAGGCCCAUCACUUGGAAUGAAAAAAUCAUCAAGUUUAGAAUCGUUACAAACGAUGGUUCAAGAAAUUCAAAUGAAAGAAGAAGGAGAUCCAGCUUAUAGCUUUAGAGGUCCUAAUGGUGCUUUAAAAGUUCUUAGAGGUCGUGGAUGUGAAGAAAGGUUCAGAGCCGCCGUUACAGUUGAUCCAAAUCAUCGUAGUGAAAUAUCCGCGAAAAAACAUUGGUUAGUUGAUCCACCGGUUGAAGAACGUGAAAUCGAUGGUUUUACUAACGUAAGAGGAGGUCCAAGACAAUCUUCGUUAAACGCUGCUCUCGACGCAAAACAUAAAGCGGUGAAAAAGAAGCCGGGUAUUCUGAAAGGAAUUGGUUCGAUGUUUCGUUUUGGAAAACAUCGAAAAAUGGAACCGGAAGUUCCCCAGCAUUAUCAUCAAACUGGGGAAUUUGAGGAGGCGCAAAAAUCCACGGAGCAAUUAAACGAAUCUUCGAAUUCCACACAACAUUCGCAAGGGAGUGAUAGUAAAAGUCAAAAUGAGAGAGUUGAACGAGUUGAACCUUUAUAUCAAAAACAUGGGUUUGUUCAUCAUCAUGCAGAACAAGUACAGGUAAUUCCUGAAGGUUCUGCCGUCCCAUCUGGAAGAUAUAGCAACCAAUCUACAGAUCAAAAUCAAAAUCGUUCGAAAGGACAUCACCACCACCAUCAUCAUCAUCGUCAAGGAUCGAGACAUGGUUACUAUUCUUCAGAUGAAAGGGAGAAUCACUACGAGCAGGUAUACCGAAGAAGAAAUGAACCCAAUUUCAACGAAUAUGGCAGACCAGGAAGUAGAUCAGGAAUAACGGAAUCCUCAGUACCUUUCACGCAUUACGUUAAUUACAAUGAGCUACAAAGCAGGAUAAGCCGAAAAGAACAGUUAUCUGAAAGUCAAAUUGUGCAGAUGCGCCUUCAGGUGCAACAGCAGAGGUUAAAGGUGGAGGAAGAAAGUCGGAAACAACAUCAAUAUCAUUCGCAAAGACAACCAAGGGAUAAUCAACUAAGACCUAUAUCGAAUUUUUACGAAUACGAGAGUAUUCAAACGGUGCUAAAUUCUCGAACUAGGACAACAGCGGCUCCGAAUCAAGCCGCUUAUCAUGCCCCACCUCCUUACCAAGACACGAAUUCGAAUAAUUCAUUGCCGCGACAACAACCCGUGCAAGGUAGAAACGUAACGAGGCAGCAAUAUCAAAAUAACCACCAACAUCGGGGACCCUUUGUAACGCAAGUUACUAUUGGGGAACAUCAACAAAACGGAACUAAAGUAUAAUAUAAUAAGGCUUAAUUAUUUAAUACUGUGUAAUUGAAAUCGUAAUAAUAUACGUCCUUUUUUUACUUAAUUAUUUUUAUUAAUUGUAUUUUUUAGGUGAUUUAUACGCGAAUGAAAUUUGUAAAUGUAUAUAAUAGAAUUAAUUUUUAAAAUAUUUUAUAUUAUU